AUGCCACGUCGCUUAACAGUCGUUAAGGGUAAAACAUUGAUAUUAUUUUGGGGAGGACUAUACGGAACGGAAGAAUCCGCCUUUGCACACGUCAGACGACUACUGGAUAUUGUGGCUUGCACCACUGCCUUCGGUGGUUCAUCUAACUCUGAACUCUCCCCAAAACGCCUCCACGGCUGCUCCUACUCGCUCGAAGGAAUCAGGAUCUUGCGAUGGCGAGUCAGCGAGACCGGUCAGGAUACGAAGUCGAACGGAGAGGAUAAAUCGACGAAGACAGAUGUCUCGAUCAGUUCAGAUCCGUCGGAGAAAGGUGACGCGGCGGCGGAGACCUAUCCACCGCCGAAGCUUGGACAGUUCUACGACAUCUUCUCGUUCUCUCGUCUCAAUCCAAUACAUCAGGAGAUCCGGUCAUCCGUUUCUCGAAGAUAA
Molecule: messenger RNA, 429 nt
Organism: Lactuca saligna
Lineage: Eukaryota; Viridiplantae; Streptophyta; Magnoliopsida; Asterales; Asteraceae
Source: the annotation of a GenBank genome assembly